UGUUUCUAUCAUUUAUGGCACCGUGACUCCAGUAAAUCCAUCGACAAGGUUGGCCGAGGGUUCCGUUUCCGUGCUGUACAGCUCUAUAACUGCAUGUCUCUACGCUCUUCACAGCAAAUCAUCAAAGGCACAAAUAAAGGAUAACGUGCGGCCAGUUCCAGACUUCUCCUCAAACUGGUGACAGAGAAAGAGCCCCGGGUCCGAAAACUGAUAUGGAAACGCUUCGUGAAAAUGCACAACGUGCUCUCCAAAUGAGAGGAAUUGCUGAAAGCAAUGGGGGAAGAUGGUACAGGACAUGCAUGGUUCGAUAUGGAAGUUGUUCUUAUCAUCAAAACACAACCCGCACUCAUUCCAUGAACUGAUUCCAACAGUUUGUGAUCUGAUCGAAUCGUUCAAAGCCAUGCAGGCUUCCUUGGAACUAGCUGCUGAACUGAAAGAUGUUCAGCAAAUGCACAGGGAGACACUGAAGGCACAGACGGAAACAUUGAGAGUGAACAUGUUCCUGAUGACGGAGAAGGUUAAGGCGUUCCCACUGGUUGAUCGAUACGCUGAGCUCACGAUCAUAUUCACUGUUCGAGAUCGGGAAGUAGUGGAACAUGAGCUGUUGGCAAGAGGCCGGGACCAUGAAGAGUGGAGAGAGGAACUUCUCGGGGGAGAGUUAGAAAAAAUCCGAACUGAUCAGUUAUUCCAGAGCUUUUGGGCGAGGAAAUCCAAAUCAGGCAGUUCGACUUCUGUGGCUGGAGUUCCGGGGAUCGGAAAAACAACAAUGGUGCAAAAAAUUGUUUAUGACUGGGCCACAGGGAAAAUAUUCCAACAAUUCCAGUUUAUCUUCAGUUUCAAAUUCCGAGAUUUAAACACGAUUAAAGACAGGAUAACCCUGAACGAACUGAUUCUGGAUCAGUAUCCUUACUUUAGGAAUAUCCUGGGAGAAGUCUGGAAGAACCCAGAGGGAUUGCUAUUUAUAUUUGAUGGCUUGGAUGAAUUCAAGGGCAUAAUCAAUUUUGCUGACAGUCGGAAAGACACAGAACCUCAGCACCAGUGCCCAGAUCCUGAAUCCCGGUCUGAAGUGUCUGACAUUGUGUACAGUUUAAUCCAGCACAAGCUGCUCCCAGGGUGUUCAGUGCUGGUGACCACCCGCCCCACUAUGUUACAUUUACUGGAACAGGCGAAGAUAAGUGUCUGGGCUGAAAUCCUGGGAUUUGUUGGUGAGGAACGGAAGGAAUAUUUCACCAGGUAUUUUGAAGAUCAGUCGGUGGCAGCAGCUGUUUUCAAACAUGUAAAGGAGAACGAGAUUCUUUUAGCCCACAGCACGACAGAUGGGAGAUUUGAAGUGUUUCUCCGUUUUGUCGCUGGUCUCGCCUCUCCCGGGGCAGCUCAGGGCCUGGAGGAGUUUCUGGGUCGAUUUCCUCAACAAACAACCUGCCGAGUGCUUGACUGGGUGAAGGAGGAGGUUAAACGCCGGGCUGGAAAUACAUGGACUAAAGCUGAUAAAAUGAGCCUCCUGAACACAAUGCACUACAUAUUUGAGUCUCAGAAUCGUGCACUAGCUCAGCAGACACUGGGAAGUGUGGAAACACUUUCAUUUUGUGGACUGGAACUGACCCCGAUUGACUGUGCGGUCCUGUCUCAUGUCAUUGGACUGUGUGAUACAAUCAAACACCUCGAUCUGGAGUACUGCCGCAUUCAGUGUGACGGUCUCCGGCGGCUGGGACCAGUUCUGCACCAGUGUCAGCACUUGGGACUGGGAGGGAACAGGCUGGGAGAUUCCGGAGUGAAAUUGCUGUCUGCGGCUCUGAUGAAUGCGGACUGUAAAAUACAGAGACUGGGGCUGUGGCGUAUCGGCCUCACAGAUUCUGGUGCCAAGAUUCUCGUCACCGCUGUUUGUACAAACCGCUCACUGAUGGAACUGAACCUGGGAGGAAACGACCUGGGAGAUUCUGGAGUGAAACUAGUGUCUGCAGCUCUGAGGAACCAGGACUGUCAAAUACAGAGAUUGCAGCUGCAAUGUGUCGGUCUCACAGAUUCUGGAGCCGAGGAUCUCGUCUCUGCCCUCAGUACAAACCACUCACUGACGGAGCUGGAGCUAACUGAGAAUAAAUUGGGAGAUUCCGGAGUGAAACUAGUGUCUGCGGCUCUGAGGAAGCCGGACUGUAAAAUACAGAAACUGUGGCUGGACGCUGUCGGUCUCACAGAUUCUGGAGCCCAGGAUCUCGUCUCUGCUCUCAGUACAAACCCCUCACUGACGGAGCUGGACUUGGGAGGGAAUGGCCUGGGAGAUUCUGGAGUGAAACUGGUGUCUGCGGCUCUGAGGAACCCUAACUGUAAAAUACAGAGACUGGGGCUGUGGGCUGUUGGUCUCACAGAUUCUGGAGCCGAUGAUCUCGCCUCCGCUCUCAGCACAAACCGCUCACUGACGGAGCUGAAACUGGGGAACAAUGAACUGGGAGACUCUGGAGUGAAACUGGUGUCAGCGGGUGUUAGGAACUCGGACUGUGAAAUACAGCGACUGUGGCUGGACAGUAUCAAUCUCACAGAUUCUGGACUCGAUGAUCUAGCCUCCGCUCUUAGUACAAGGCUCUCACUGCUGGAGCUGGAGCUGGGAUCAAACUCCCUCACAGACCGAUCUGUUGCCUCUCUUCGCCGCCUCAUACUUGCCCUCCCGAGUCUGGAACGGAUCAGGCUGGGGAGGAAUCGGUUUAGUGCAGAUGGACGGAACCAGCUGGAGAGUCUGUGUGGAAUCAGACCCGGGCUGAGUGUGGAGCUGUGAACAUCUCCAUGUGUGA
Messenger RNA from Amblyraja radiata (thorny skate), 2783 nucleotides. RefSeq names its product NACHT, LRR and PYD domains-containing protein 3-like. Bases 284 to 2767 code for a protein of 827 amino acids. The transcript has 10 exons. The record is from RefSeq and is a predicted model, not a curated record. Lineage: Eukaryota; Metazoa; Chordata; Chondrichthyes; Rajiformes; Rajidae. Gene Ontology annotation, molecular function: protein binding. Gene Ontology annotation, cellular component: cytoplasm.